Molecule: messenger RNA, 252 nt
Organism: Cervus elaphus (red deer)
Lineage: Eukaryota; Metazoa; Chordata; Mammalia; Artiodactyla; Cervidae
Product: neuronatin-like
Exons: 2
Coding region: 1-252 (83 amino acids)
Biological process (GO): brain development; positive regulation of insulin secretion
Cellular component (GO): cytoplasm
Source: RefSeq, a predicted model, not a curated record
AUGAAGCAAGUCUGCCCACAGACGGACUCCGAGAGGCCAGAGGACCUGGAAGCGGCAGCACUCGCUCUCAACCACCCACCCGCCAGCCUCGGAACCAUGGCAGCAGCGUCCGCUGAAUUGCUCAUCAUCGGCUGGUACGUUUUCCGCGAGCUGCUGCAGGCGUUCGGGUACUCCCUGCAGAAGCUGGCAUACACGGUGUCGAGAACCGGACGGCACGUGCUGGGAGAGCGCCGCCAGCGGGCCCCCAGCUGA